Molecule: messenger RNA, 2731 nt
Organism: Cutaneotrichosporon oleaginosum
Lineage: Eukaryota; Fungi; Basidiomycota; Tremellomycetes; Trichosporonales; Trichosporonaceae
Biological process (GO): protein transport to vacuole involved in ubiquitin-dependent protein catabolic process via the multivesicular body sorting pathway
Cellular component (GO): endoplasmic reticulum
Molecular function (GO): protein binding
Source: RefSeq, a predicted model, not a curated record
CUCUUUCUAGUCCCCCAUCCUCUUUCUGUUUCAUCCACUUCCUCAUCUCCUCGAGCUCCCUCCUCCUCAUCCUCAUCCUCCUCCUCCUCCUCUUCUACUCCUCACUUCUCCAUUCACUCAUCCCCUCAUCACCCAUCUCUCAUCGCUGUAUUCCAUCUGUAUCGAGCGACAUUCCGCCUGUCCUACUAAUAGCCCAUCCUCCCAUCCUCCCAUUCUCCACCAACUACUCCCAUCCUCUAACCCACACCACCCACCCAUCCCACCUCAAACCCAUUUAUCACCUUGCCACCUCUCCUGCAGAUCCCGCACGCGAUUUCCGCAUCACUUCCCUCCUUCUCAUCAUUUCCCCCCACAUCUCCCAUCACGCCUUCACAAAUGAGCCGGCCAGACCAUCAAGACAUCAAUCACAUGAACCUUGCAGAGCUCGAGGCGCGUGAACUCGCCCACGCUCUUUCGGCUCACACUCUCGCCGGCACAGAGGCGCACAGUGCCCUAACAAUCUCUGGACUACUGGGUACCUCUCCUGAGCGGCGACUUGGUAUGUCCUUUCCAAACGACGGCAUCGAGCGAGAUGUGUGGAACGAAGCUGUCGAGUCGGCUCGGCGAGCAGGUUACGACCCCGUGCGGCGGCGAGCCGAGAACCGCGCCAUUGCGCAAGAGUACCGGCAGGCGGCGCAAGCAAUACGCGAUCGCCAUCUAAACCGCGGGCCCAUGAGCCUAGGUCCCCACCCUAUAUCUGGGUGGGACAACAAUGGGCGCAUGGCAAGCACCAUCCUCCGCCGGCCCCCGCGGCGCAUCUAUGGCUUUGACCCGAGCGACAUCGAUCCCCCGGGUGGUGCGGACGAUCAUAUCUGGGAACGACUGGGGGCCGUAGAGAGUGACGAGGACGACGAUGGGUGGGGCACGUUUCGCACGGCAUCUGUCGAGUAUCCGGGACAGCAAAUGCUCGUCGACAUGUUCGAGGUCGACGGUUGGGGUGCCCCACCCGAUGCCAAUUCCACCCUUACGCGUGGAAGGAUGAACCGGCGCCGUCCGAGUCGAGGGGACGACGGGCGACGACGGCAGCGCGACGAUGACGAAAUGGAAGGCGACUCGAAACGGCGGCGACACGUCGAGCCGAGCCACGCGCCAGACAACGAGCGACCCGGUUACCUCCUGUUAACGACGCUGUCGCCUAACGCCAAGCUACCCACCAUGUUCGAGUGCCCGCCGAGAUCCCGCGAUCCCAUGAAGACGAGCUUCCUCGAUCUCACUGUCGAGGAGCGCGAGGGCGUGUGGCGCCCUGUCGUGUCAUUUCGCCCUGAGGCGGGCGACAGGCUAUCCAAAGAGGAUACGGACGCAUGCUCUUUGCACACGUCUGCACCUAUCCCUCCCGGCGUUGGUGUGUUCUACUACGAGGUCGAGAUUCUCAACAUCGGCUCGCAAGGACACAUAUCUGUCGGCUGGACCAGGCCCGAAUGCGACCACAGACGGCUCGUGGGCUGGAACAAAGGCAGCUGGGGGUGGCAUGCGGAUGACGGCAAGACAUUCGAGGGUAGAGGCGAUGGGCGAGACUUCUCGGAGCCGUGGAACACGGGCGACGUGGUCGGAUGCGGUCUAGACAUGACGAUCGGGCGCGCUUUCUUCACACGCAACGGGAAGUUGCUAGGCCACGCCUUUUCCAAGAUGCCGCCCGGCCUCUAUCCUGCCGUCGGCAUGAGAAACGAGGAGGAGUCAGUCGCGAUCAAUCUCACAGGCCCCUUCCGGUACAAUAUCGUCGAGCACGUCCAGGCUGUGAGGGACGGCAUCCGCGCCACCCUCGACCCGCAGCACGAGGCCUUCUCCGACCUGCCACCGCCUAUCCCCGUGCCGAAACUCGUAGGCCUGCCAAGCACAUCACCCUCCACGCCCGCCGACAAGCGCCUCUCGGAACCCGAAGCCGUCCUCCUCUCCAAGCUCAAGGCAAAGCUCAAGUUGCGGCGGGAAGACUCGCCGUUCUCGCCGCCCGACGGUUCGCCCCUCGUCAGGGGGCCGGACCGUGCGGCCGCCGCCCUCGUUCUCGAUUUCCUCUCAUUCAACGGACACAGCCGGGCACACUACUUGUUGACAAGGGAUAUGCGCGCGCGUGGGUAUCUGCCACCACGCGCGCAGCCAGAACCAUCUGCCCGUCCCGAGCCUGGGCCGAGCGGAACCAAGGACGACUAUCCAAGCACAAGCGCCGCGAUCCGGGCCGCGGUGGACGCUCUCGAGGCCGGCGAAGUGCGCUGGCCCCUCAUCCGGUCACUAGGCGGCGCUGGCGAGUUGGCGCGGCGCCUUGACGUGUACGCGUUUGCUGCCGAGGCGCGUGCCGCUAGCAGUCGUGUGUGCGACGACGAGGCCGACGACGAAGACGGAGAGGUCGCUGCCGUGGCUAUGGGGCAGGAUCUGGACCGCCGUUCGCGCUCCGAGGGAUGGCCUGACGCCGACCUUGAUCUCUUGGGCCGCGCCAACCGCCAGAUCGUACUCCCGGACGACUCGUUGGAUUCGGACCGGCGAGCUGACGCCGCGAAGCUCAAUCGCUUGCUCCGCGAUGCAGCGGGAAUCCAGCGCCACUCGUGUCUCUAUCUCGCGACAGCGCAGACGGGCCUCGUGCACGAUGUGCUGACGGAGCGGGGGGACGAGUCGGCUGCAUUCAUGGGGCUCUCAUACGUGUUGGAUAGUUAAACUAGAUGGUGGAAGCAUGUAUACUACUACGUUGAGAUCUAUACUCGUG